Messenger RNA from Onychostoma macrolepis, 1689 nucleotides. RefSeq names its product carbonic anhydrase IV c (gene ca4c). Gene Ontology annotation, molecular function: zinc ion binding; carbonate dehydratase activity. Bases 33 to 962 code for a protein of 309 amino acids. Lineage: Eukaryota; Metazoa; Chordata; Actinopteri; Cypriniformes; Cyprinidae. Gene Ontology annotation, cellular component: plasma membrane. The transcript is spliced from 8 exons. The record is from RefSeq and is a predicted model, not a curated record.
AAGGCAGUGAGAUUUGUAUUAGUAUUGUAGAAAUGAAGUCCAUUCUCUCUCUCUUAUCUGUUCUGUUGGUUCCAGAGCUCUGUUCAGGUCAGUGGUGCUACCAGAGCCAGUUUUCCUGUCACAACACAUGCAGAGGGCCUUCAGAGUGGAAGGAUAAUUUUCCUAAUUGCGGAGGUCAGAGACAAUCGCCCAUCAAUAUCGUCACACGCAAAGUGAAGCAUGACUCAAAACUGACCAGUUUUAUCUUUGAGGGCCACGAGAAGGUUUUCAAUAUGAGUGUGGAAAAUCAUGGACAUUCAGCUCACUUCACCCUCCCUCAAUCUGUGCGUCUCCGUGGAGGGGGUCUGCCAGCCACAUACAAGGCCCUCCAGUUCCACCUGCACUGGGGAAAGAACGGCGACCAGGGCUCAGAGCACUCUGUGGAUGGGGAGCAUUAUCCCAUGGAGCUCCAUAUUGUUCACAUUAAAGAAAAGUAUGGCAGUUUGGGAGAGGCUCUAAAUGACUCUACAGGGGUGGCAGCACUUGCAUUCUUUUUUAAGGUGACUUCUGACCAAAACAAACAGCUGGACAGAGUCAUAGAGGCUUUAGGAAAAGUCCGAUAUGAAGGGAACAGCAGUGAAAUUGAAGACUUUAAACUGACCGAGAUCAUCCCUCAAGCCAAUAAACUGAGCUACUAUCGGUACUCAGGUUCCUUGACCACACCAGGCUGUGACCAGGCCGUUGUGUGGACGGUCUUCCAACAGACUCUGCCCAUAAGCAAAAGUCAGCUGAUGUCAAUGGAUGAACAGCUGUUAUUCGGAACAGAAAAACCAAUGACUGGAGUAUUCCGUCCUGUGCAGAAUCUGAAUGGACGAGUUGUGUACACAUCUGUGCCAGCUCACAGUCUGUGUGUCCUGCCCAAUCUAAUCACACUGUUUCUGUGCCUCUUUUGUGUUUUUGGACAACAAAGGUGUUUUCGCUGAAUGGUAUAGAUCAAAUCUCUUUUAACAAAAGAUGUUCCAUAUUGAACUUCCAGUUGGUAUGGAUCUCUGCCACUGUGCUAAAGCGGAGAAACUAGACAAUGGAGAAGAGAUUUCUUAGUUAUUUUCUGUAUUCACAACUAUUAAUUGUCUCAUUGGUACCUCCUAUCAUGUCUUCUGAUAUUCUCUUUUAGUUGUGGCAGCUUUAUCUGGCUUUGAUCAUUUCAGGAUUCUCAUCUGUUUUCCAUUACUUGUUCAUGAUUACUACAUUUAAAGUGUUUUAAAAUCUUUUUGUAUAUAUUUCUGGGAAGGAUUUCCAUUCAUAUUUAUAUGUACCAAUAAUUAUACUUGUAUAUAAGUUUUCAAAAAUAUAAAACAGCUUGAGAUUUGAAUGUGGCCCAUUUGAAGCUUUCUGAUCCUCCACUAAGAUUAUUUCACUAUGUAAAUUUCAAUGACUUUUCCAUUACUUGAAACAUUUUCUAAGAUUUUCAUGAUUUACCAGGCCAGGAAAUGCCCAUUUUUAAUGUUGUUUAAUGUUCUUAUGUUUCUCCCGUAAUUGAAAUGUUGAUUAAACUUGAUACAAACAUGUAAAACAAAUUGUGUACAUAUGCAGGGCAUGUGGAGUUGGGUCAUUUGAUGAUGCUAAAAAUAAUAUUAUUUGGUGUAUUUGGUGUAAUGCAAUGUAUUUACGUGGUUUAAGGUUCAAUAAACACAUUUUCCACAUACCGUA